CUGUGAUUGGAGCAGUAAAACUCAUCUACAUUAAAUUAAAUGUUAUGCUAAUGUAGAUGCACUCAUGUGAUAUAAACUGUGAAGUCCACUCUAAACUGUAUUAAGGCUUAGAGCCAGGAUUUUUAAGUUUUGUAUCUCUGUGUUCCCCCCGCUGACCUGAGCAGUUGGUACGUUCCACUCAGACACACCUGACGGGAUCAAACCACCGACACACAUGCCACACAGCUCCACUUUAUUUAACCUUCAAAAACCUAGUUUUAUUGAUCUUUUCAUGGUUUCUUCAUCUUUGAAUGAAUAUUUUUGGCACUAAGUGUGAACUUUUUGAACGGACUCUGCUCGUCAGAUGGAGGAACGUCGGGGAGUUUGUUGGAAGAUUCAGGUUGAGAGGACUUUGGGUAUUGAGGCUGCAAGAUCCACCAUCAUCAGUGAGAUUCAGUACACCAUGGUCAACCACGGAAUGAGCAUCGACCGGCGUCACGUCAUGCUUCUUGCUGAUCUUAUGUCCUAUAAGGACCAGACCUGCUGGGAUCUGUACAGAUGUCUCGAUGAGGGUGGGAGUGGAUUCAGUAAAGGAGAGCUGGAUCAGUCUACAAACACAUUGUUGUAACCAGUGUGGGAAAGCUUUCAGGCAGUCAAGUUAUUUGAAACGCCAUAUGCUCAUCCACACUGAAGAAAUUAGUUUUUUACUGUGAUAUUUCCUCAUGUUUGACAAAGUAGUUAUCUUAAGUGUGAAAUAAAAGCGCUCCUUAAUAAUUA
This is a messenger RNA of Amphiprion ocellaris (clown anemonefish), 756 nucleotides long. Its product is annotated as DNA-directed RNA polymerase III subunit RPC1-like. Bases 344 to 607 code for a protein of 87 amino acids. The record is from RefSeq and is a predicted model, not a curated record. Lineage: Eukaryota; Metazoa; Chordata; Actinopteri; Pomacentridae. Gene Ontology annotation, molecular function: DNA binding; DNA-directed RNA polymerase activity. The transcript is spliced from 3 exons. Gene Ontology annotation, biological process: DNA-templated transcription.